GGCGUUUUCUACGCAUGCGCGCAGAAGGGAGGCGGGGCUACGGAAGCCGGGAAUCGGCGGAGAAGAUGAAGAGAAAGAGGACGAAGGCGGGCGGCGUGUGAGGAGGCGCGGAGGGAGAGAAAGCAGGUGAUUUUCCAUCUUUUUCCCGGAGUUUUUUGAGAAUUGUGUCCUGCUGCGAAGUGCCCCUGAUGCUGGACUCUGCUGCAGCCCUGCUGAGGCUUCCCGGGAUGGCAGCAAGUUGAUGGGUGGCUGAGGAUGACAUUGACUGACAGGCUGCGGGAGAAGAUAUCCGGGGCCUUCCACAAGCAUGGGCUGCUCUGCGCUUCCUUCCCCAUCCCCAUCAUCCUCUUCACAGGACUCUGUGUCUUGGCCUGCUGCUAUCCAUUGCUGAAACUCCCAUUGCCGGGGACGGGGCCUGUGGAGUAUACCACCCCUGCCAAGGACUACGUGCCGCCUCCUGCCUUCUCUACACACCAGCAAGGAGAGCCCAACGAGAGGCCCGACUGGUACACUGGUGCCCCUGUGGCCUACAUCCAGCAGGUCCUGGUGAAAGCCACGGUCUCUCCUUGGCCCACAACAUUCCUGGCAGUGGAUGUGUUUCGGUCUCCGCUUUCCCGGGUCUUCCAGCUGGUGGAAGAAAUCAGGAAUCACGCCCUGCAAGACGGCUUCAGCGUCAAAAGCUUGGAAGAAAUCUGCCUCCAGGUGACAGACCUCCUUCCUAAUUUAAAGAAGCUCCAAGGCCUGCUUCCCGAACAUGGCUGCCUGCUGCUGUCGCCGGGGAAUUUCUGGCAGAAUGACCAGGAGCGCUUCCGGGCCGACCCCGAUAUCAUCAAAACCAUCCACCAGUACGAACCAAAGACCCUACAGACCUCGGCUACCCCCAAAGAUCUGCUCUUCGGAGUCCCAGGGAAGUACAGCGGGGUGAACCUCUAUAACCGGAAGCGCGUGGUCACCUACACCAUCACCCUGGGCCUCCAGCGUUAUGAUUCCAGGUUCCUGUCCAGCCUGCGCUCCCGGCUGAAGGCGCUGCACCCCAGCCCCAACUGCACCCUGCGCGAGGAGCACAUCGUCCACGUCCAUUUCAAGGAGGAGAUCGGCGUUGCUGAGCUGAUCCCCCUCGUCACCACCUACAUCAUCCUCUUCGCUUACAUCUACUUCUCCACACGCAAGAUUGACAUGGUGAAGUCCAAAUGGGGCCUGGCAUUGGCUGCUGUCGUGACGGUUCUCAGCUCCCUGCUCAUGUCCGUCGGUCUGUGCACUCUCUUUGGCCUGACCCCAACGCUCAACGGAGGGGAGAUUUUCCCUUACCUUGUGGUUGUGAUUGGCCUGGAGAACGUGUUGGUUCUCACCAAAUCAGUCGUCUCCACGCCUGUCGACCUGGAAGUGAAGCUGCGGAUUGCACAAGGUUUGAGCAAUGAGAGCUGGUCAAUUAUGAAGAACAUGGCCACGGAGCUGGGGAUUAUCCUGAUUGGUUACUUCACUCUUGUCCCAGCCAUUCAGGAGUUUUGCCUCUUUGCUGUAGUUGGUUUGGUGUCUGACUUCUUCCUCCAGAUGUUCUUUUUCACCACCGUCCUCUCCAUUGACAUUCGACGGAUGGAGCUGGCAGACCUGAACAAGCGGCUCCCGGCCGAAGCCUGUGUGGCCCCCGCCAAGCCCUCAAGCGGCUCCCAGCGCUAUGAACGACAGCCGGCCAUGCGUCCCGCCACCCUCCACACCAUCACCCUCCAGCCCUCCUCCUUCCGGAACCUGCGCCUCCCCAAGCGCCUGCGGGUGAUCUACUUCUUUGCCCGGACACGCCUGGCCCAGAGGCUCAUCAUGACUGGGACCGUGGUCUGGAUCGGGAUCCUGUUUUACACGGAUCCGGCAGGCCUCCGCCCGUACCUGGCCUCGCAGGUGACGGAGCAGAGCCCCCUGGGAGAGAGCGGCCUGCCCGCCCUGCCGGUGCCCGUCCCCGGAGAGGUCCUCCCCACCGGCGGAGACGCCAAGCUCUCCCUCGCCAUCUUCCCUCCGGACCCCGUGCAGCAGCUCUCUGGGAACCGGACGCUGGAGUCCCUGGGUCGGCAGGAGGCCAGUCUCCGGGCCGAGGAGGAGGAAGAGGAGCAGAAGCAGCGGUGGCAGAAGAAGGCAGGCCACGGGCAGCCGGAGCUGGGGCCCAAGGCAGAGGUGACCUGGGGGGCUGAGGAUGAGGAGCUCUGGAGGAGGCUCUCCUUCCGGCACUGGCCUUCCCUCUUCAGCUACUACAACCUCACGCUGGCCAAACGGUACAUCAGCAUCCUACCCGUGAUCCCGGUCACACUGUACCUGGACCCGCAGGAGGCCUUAGAGGCCCGUCAUCCUCACGAGGCCAAUCGCUACCAGACCUUCUUCCCGUUGAGCGGCGGGAAGCCUGAGAAGGUGGAUCCGUUAGCCGAAGGCACGGCCAAAGUGCAGGCGCACCGAGACGUCACUCUUUACAAGGUGGCCGCUUUGGGCCUGGCGUCAGGCAUCCUGCUGGUCCUUCUGCUCUUCUGCCUCUACAAGGUCCUGUGUCCCAAAAACUACGGGCAGAACGGCCUCUCCCACACCCGCCGGAGGAGAGGGGACCUGCCCUGCGACGACUACGGCUACUCCCCUCCCGAGACGGAGAUCAUCCCCUUGGUGCUCAGGGGACACCUCAUGGACAUUGAAUGCCUGGCCAGUGAUGGGAUGCUGCUGGUCAGCUGCUGCUUGGUGGGCCAGAUCCGGGUCUGGGACGCCCAGACGGGCGACUGCCUCACAGUCAUUCCAAAGCAAGGGCUCCGCCGAGACCGCAACGGGGUCUUUGACUACGCGGAUGUUUGGGACCACAGCCCCGAGAGGCCGAGCGGCCCCGAGGAUGCCCUGGAGGGGGUGCGCCUGUGCAAGAGGGCCCGCAGCCCCCCGCAGCCCCCGCUCUUCAGCGACCAGCCGGACCUCUCCUCCCUCAUCGACACCAACUUCCUGGAGCAGGCCAAGGCGGUGGGCCCCGAGCCCCGGCACCGCGCCGUCUGCGGCCGGCAGAGAGAGACGGGCUACGACUUCUGCAGCCUGGUGGAGAAGGCCUGCGAGGAGCAAGGCGCCCCCAACUGCCUCAGCCCCCUGGGCUUCUCGGCCCCCCGCGGACCCCCGGAAGGACGGAGCGGGGCCCCCGGCUGCAGGGCCUUGGAGGAGGAGGAGGAGGAACAGGAGGGACCGUGGGGGCUCCGGAGGAGCAGCCUGGGUGAGGAGCCCUGCCCCGCGGCGGAGAGGGUCCCCGGGCCGCCUUCCUGGGGGGCAGGGGACCUGGAGAGCUCCAUCUGGAGCCUGGAGCUGCAGGGGAACCUCAUCGCGGCCGGACGGAGCAACGGGAGGCUGGAGGUGUGGGACGCCAUUGAGGGCACGCUCCGUUGCAGCACCGAGGACGGCCAGUCCGGCAUCACCUCCCUGGUCUUCCUGAACGGCAGGAUUGUUGCUGCCCGGCUGAACGGCUCCCUGGACUUCUAUUCCUUGAGGACACACUCCUCCCUGGAUCACUCCCAGUUCCGAGGAGCGCCAGGGAGGAGCAGCCUUCCCCCGCCCCCCAUGUACAGCAGUGGCGACCUACUGUCCUGCCAGCUGACCCACACGGUCACCUGCGCCCACCAGAAGCCCAUCACCGCCCUGAAGGCCGCAGCCGGGCGCCUGGUGACGGGCAGCCAGGACCACACUCUCCGGGUCUACCGCUUGGAGGACUCCUGCUGCCUCUUCACGCUGCAGGGCCACUCGGGGGCCAUCACGGCCGUCUACAUUGACCAGACCAUGGCGCUGGCCAGCGGGGGCCAGGACGGGGCCAUCUGCCUGUGGGACGUGCUGACGGGGGCCCGUGUGGGGCACAUGUACGCGCACCGCGGGGACGUCACCUCCCUGACCUGCACCACCUCCUGCGUCAUCAGCAGCGGCCUGGACGACGUCAUCAGCAUCUGGGACCGCAGCUCCGGCAUCAAGCACUACUCCAUCCAGCAGGACAUGGGCUGUGGGGCCAGCCUGGGCGUCAUCUCGGACAACCUGCUGGUGACGGGGGGCCAGGGCUGCGUCUCCUUCUGGGACAUCGGCUACGGGGACCUCCUGCAGACGGUCUACCUGGGCAAGAGCAACGAGGCCCAGCCGGCCCGGCAGAUCCUGGUCCUGGAGAACGCGGCCAUCGUCUGCAACUUCGGCAGCGAGCUCAGCCUGGUCUACGUGCCCUCCGUGCUGGAGAAGCGGGACUAACGCAGAUGGGGAGAGCGGCCGAGGGGCUGGCGAUGGGUCCCUCCCUGGUGCCGCGACUGCCGCCUUCCGGGUCCUUAUCUGACUGAAGCGGAAGAUGGAGGGCGGUGCAGGAAGAGGUGCUAGAGAGGGAGAGCCCACCCUGGGAAGUCCCUCUUGCAGAGGUGCACGGGGGUCGGCCAAGAGGAAAGGAGCCCUCGCCCCUCUGGAGGCUCCUCUUCAUGAUUAUGAAAGAGAGGGGCCAGAGUCGUGUCUGGACAGGAGAUCAGAGGGAGUCCACCCUUGACCCCUAGAGUUGGCAGGUGCCCACCCUCUGGGUCAGGAAGGGCUGCUUUGGCCGGCAUGACCGCCACUGGCUUCAACCCUCCCUCUGCCCAUUGCUACUCUUCCUGCUGGUCACUACAGCUCCAGCCCCAGAUAGUUUUGGGAUGGAUCAUGAGCUCUGCUCUCGGAAGGCUUCUUGAGCCCCUUGUUUCACCAAGGGCCCUCCUGGCAUAAUGGCAGCUGGCUUCAGGCCUCCCUGCUUCUCCUCCUCUGGCCCAUUGCUUCUCUCUCCCCCUCUCUGCUGGUCACGACAGCUCCAGCCCCACAUCCUUUUGGGCAGAUCUUGGGCUGUGCUCUUGGGAAGCUUCCUGAGCCCCUCGAUGCUGCCUGCCUGCCUGCCUGCCUCCAAGGGUGAGCCUAUCCUGCUGCCUGCCGUAUUUAUUUAUGUCCUGUACAUACUUAUUUAUUCUGGCCCAUAAUAAGCUGAGGGAGGGAGAGAGCGAUGGCGGCAGGGGAUUCUGAGGCUGGCCCAACGGUCAAGCUCAAGGGGAGCAGAUGGAGCAGCAAUGAUGGCCCUCCCGGUUCCGUUCAUGGGCCAGUCCUUGCUUGGCAGAUCCCUGUGAUAGACCUCAAGCAAACGACCAUUUGGGGAAGACGGGCAAGGAGGAGCUGAGCAAGAAGAGGCUUCACUUUGGACGUAUUUAAAGCCACAGACUGACCAUCUAGUUUGUGUGUCUUGUUGUUUUUCCGUUUAGGGUCCCUUACUGUAGGGAGUGCAUCAUGUAGCCCACUCAAGAAAGGGCGCUUUGGGCCUAACCUGCUGCAUCCCAUUCUGGCCAAUGGAGCCCCCAUCCCUCCCUCCCUCCCCACUGCUGACCCCUCUGGGCAUUGUCUCCCACAUCAUCCCCCCCCCCCCAAAGCCUCAGGUGGCCUUAGCUCUGCUGUGCCCUUUUUGGACCGUACGGCGGGAGCGGCUUUUGUACCAGAUUGUGUUUUAUAAUGCGGACAGGGACAUUAAACAGAACUAACUUGA
Messenger RNA from Anolis carolinensis (green anole), 5518 nucleotides. RefSeq names its product SREBF chaperone (gene scap). The transcript is spliced from 23 exons. Gene Ontology annotation, molecular function: protein binding; sterol binding. NCBI's taxonomy places the organism in Eukaryota, Metazoa, Chordata, Lepidosauria, Squamata, Anolidae. Gene Ontology annotation, biological process: SREBP signaling pathway; regulation of cholesterol biosynthetic process. The coding region runs from base 256 to 4224 and encodes 1322 amino acids. Gene Ontology annotation, cellular component: Golgi membrane; SREBP-SCAP complex; endoplasmic reticulum membrane. The record is from RefSeq and is a predicted model, not a curated record.